CACACGGAACGCCUUGUAAGAAACAUGUCGGAGACGAAGACUUCAAUCGCGUGGCUCUUUUUGUUACUUCUAUCGGGUGGAAAAGUUUAUUGUGCUGCUGGUGAUGACUUUACUGAAACUGUUACUCUAUCAGGUGGGAAAUUCCGCAUGGGUAGUUCGUCUGCUGACCCCAAACGCGGAGAACUAGCGGCCAAGAGUGUUGGGGUGAAACCAUUUGUGAUUGAUAAGUAUCCUGUAACAAACGAAAAUUUUCGGAAGUUUAUCCGCGCCAAGAAAUUCAAGACGGAAGCAGAGAAGUUUGGGUGGAGUUUUGUGUUUCGUACUUUUGUACCGGAAAAAGUGCGAUCGAAGAUCACACAGUCUGUCCCGGGCGCUCCAUGGUGGUUACCUGUACAGCAGGCAUACUGGAGACAGCCAGGAGGUCCAGGUACCUCAAUUAAAGAGAAAUUGUCAUAUCCAGCUGUUCAUAUAAGCUAUAAUGAUGCUCAGGCAUAUUGUGAGUGGAUGGGCAAGCGGCUGCCUACAGAGGCUGAGUGGGAGUUUGCUGUUAGAGGAGGCCUCAAAGAGAAAGAGUAUCCAUGGGGAUCAAACUUUCAAGAGGACCGCAUGAACAUCUGGCAGGGAGAAUUUCCUGAUAAAAACUCACAGGAAGAUAGUCACAUUGGCGUAGCUCCUGUAGAUGCCUUUCCUGCACAGAACAAAUUUGGAAUGUAUGAUAUGCUGGGUAAUGCCUGGGAAUGGGUGUCUGACAGAUUUGAAGAUAAAGGACAAGAGAUAAAAUAUGUAUUGAGAGGAGGAUCAUACAUAGAUACUGCAGAUGGUAAACAUAAUCACAAAGUUACUGUCACUACAAGGAUGGGUAACACAGCAGAUGCUGGCUCUGACAACAUCAUGUUUCGUUGUGCUCGGAGAGCUUCCAAGGAUGAACUUUAAUGACAAGUUUGGGGAUUCAAUAGACACAACCAUCAUGAAUAGAUAUGUUGUUAUUAGGUAUUAUUAAAUUAUUGAUUAAAGAAGAAGUGAUUUUUACAAAAAACAGAGAUGCAACCUGUUGUAUGCCUUUGUCAACCAUGCUGAAUAUGACAAACACACUAAUGUCAUUAACUAUCUCCAUUUUGGAUUUGUUGGUGUUUACAUAAUCAUUCAUCACAGAGUGGGUGUGGUGUGGAAUAACAGGAAAAAAAGCAAAGCAAGACUAUGACAAGUACUACAGUUGCUCUUUCAGUCACUGUCAUCUUCCUUUCUGUGAAUUUUGUAGGAUUUCAAUCAGAAGCAGCACUGGUCACUGUGACCAUGACAACUUAGUUGUGCAUCGUUCAUGUUGAAUUAAUGGCUUCUCACAAUACAAUGACAACAGAAGGUAUAGAUUAUUCAAAAAUACCUUGUACUGUUCAUCACUGAAAAAUAAGAGUAGAUUCCACUGAAUUUUGAACUGAGUAUAAAUUGUGCCAUUACAGAAGUGUACUUGAUGUUUUAAAAGAGUAGAACAAAAUAAGCACUGUUUUCAAUAGAAUAAAAA
Pocillopora damicornis (cauliflower coral) is the source of this 1519-nucleotide messenger RNA. Its product is annotated as inactive C-alpha-formylglycine-generating enzyme 2. The record is from RefSeq and is a predicted model, not a curated record. Lineage: Eukaryota; Metazoa; Cnidaria; Anthozoa; Scleractinia; Pocilloporidae. Gene Ontology annotation, cellular component: endoplasmic reticulum.